Molecule: messenger RNA, 694 nt
Organism: Oxyura jamaicensis (ruddy duck)
Lineage: Eukaryota; Metazoa; Chordata; Aves; Anseriformes; Anatidae
Gene: NRN1L
Product: neuritin 1 like
Exons: 3
Coding region: 45-539 (164 amino acids)
Biological process (GO): neuron projection extension; nervous system development
Cellular component (GO): plasma membrane
Source: RefSeq, a predicted model, not a curated record
UGCGGAGCGCGGCACACACGGGGCGGCGGCGGCGGCUCCGCACCAUGGGCUGUUGGCGGCUGCUGGGCCUCGUGUGCCCGCUGCUCCUGCAGCUCCUGCACCUCGCCGCCACCCAGGAGCCCGUCAGCAUGGCGGGGAAGUGCGACACCAUCUACAAGGGCUUCGCCGGCUGCCUCAUCAGCCUGGGGGACAGCAUGGCCCAGAGCGUCCGGCAGCAGCAGCAGGAGGGCGGCCAGGAGGCGCAGGAGCUGGACACCAUCUGCAAGUCCUGGGACGACUUCCACGCCUGCGCCAGCGGGGUGCUGUCGAGCUGCCCCGAGGAGGCGGCCGCCAUCUGGGAGUCGCUGCGCCAGGAGUCCCGCAAGAUCCAGUUCCAGGGGAACCUGCAGGAGCUGUGCAGUGCCCGGGGGCGCCUGGCCAGCUCCCGGGGCUCGCCGCCCGCCGAGACCAACCAGGCCACGCUGCGGGGCUCGGCCGUGCUGCGCCGCCCCGGCCUCCUGCCCCUGCUGGCCCUGGUGCUGCUGGUGGCCCGGCUCUAGCCCUGCCCGCUGCCGGGGGACCUGGCGAUGCCCUGCAGCCCCCACCAGGCCUCCCUCACGGGGCACGGCCCUCUCUCUCCUGCAGCCCUUCAGAUGGAUUUAUAUUUAUAUUUAUAUUAAAAGAUGAUUUUACAUUUCUCCUGUCUUUCUGCUGU